Messenger RNA from Toxorhynchites rutilus septentrionalis, 1829 nucleotides. RefSeq names its product putative nuclease HARBI1. The transcript is spliced from 4 exons. Lineage: Eukaryota; Metazoa; Arthropoda; Insecta; Diptera; Culicidae. The coding region runs from base 246 to 1196 and encodes 316 amino acids. The record is from RefSeq and is a predicted model, not a curated record.
UUCUGUAUUCCGACGGAUUUCUAUUUCGUUCGAAAGUGAUAUUUCGAUCGUUUUCGAAUUUACCAUUCCCUAUUCCAAUCGUUUUGCUCGUUUCGAACGAAAGUGUUAGAAAAUUUCGAAUAUGCAUCGAUCUGUCAAAAACCGAUAAACAAAAAGAAACACCGUAUUAAAUAGCGGCGAGUGCGAGUUGAAUUUCAGUUAAUUUUUGAUCCUAAGAGAAAUUUGUGAGAAAAUUUUCUCGUUCAAUGGAUUCCGUUUUGUUACCGAUUUUGGCGGAGCAAGAAGAAAUUGGAAUGCCUUGCUACCAUCGGCGAAACCACCGAAAAUCAACCGACUUCAUGAAACUUUCUGAUGAAGCAUUCAUCAAAAGUUUUCGUCUAAGUAAGGAAGCUUUUCGGUACGUUUUAGAGGAAAUUGAGAACUGCCUUACCACAAGGAAAGGUGGUCUAUCCACGGAGGUGAAACUCGCAGCAUGUUUGCGAUUCUUUGCUGAAGGAAAUUAUCAACAUGGAGCAGGGCAAGAUUAUCACAUUGCCAUAGCACAGCCCACAUUUUCCAAGGUGCUGACUGAAAUGCUUAACAUUCUGGAGCGGACACUGUGUAAGAAAUGGAUUUCCCUAAAUAUGACGGAAGACGAACAGCGGCGUGCUAAACUACACUUCUAUCAGAAAACAUCAAUUCCGGGUGUUAUUAUGUGUUUGGAUGGAACCCACGUAAAAAUUAUUCCACCUAAGCUGAAUCGAAAUUUGUUUUUUAAUCGGAAGGGAUUUUAUAGUCUCAACGUUCUGAUUGUUUGUGACGAUCAGCAAAGGAUUCGUUUCGUUGAUCCUACCUUCCAGGGAUCUAAUCAUGACUCUCAUAUAUGGCGUGUAAGCCCUGCAAGAACUCACUUUGAGCAGCUUCACCAAAAUGGUGAAGUUAAUACUAAGAUUCUAGGUGAUGCUGGUUAUCCAUCGGAACCUUGGUUAGUAACGCCAUUCAGAGCAGCGGAGGAAGGGAGUUUGGAGAGCGAUUUUAAUCGCAGGCAUGCCUUGGGUCGUGCUAUCGUCGAGCGGACAAUCGGUUUACUAAAAAAUCGGUUUAGAUGCAUCCUUGGCGCGAGACAACUUCACUACAAUCCUACUAAAUGCGCUCAAAUUAUAAAUGUAUGCUGUGCACUUCACAAUAUAUGCUUAGAAUUUGGUCGUUCUCAGUAGUUAUAAUAUGUUAUGCAGCUGUUUACAUAAUAAACUUUUGUUUAAAUUAAUAUUUAUGACUGUUAAAUUUCAUCUAACUUGUUUGCAAAUGCUCAAAUAAAUAACAACCACCGGAAAAGGAAGUGUCUUCCUUACUUAACUAUGGUUUCGGCAGAAUUAUUUACUCUUAUUCCUGCCAACACUUUGAGAACAUGUCAUUAUCGAUUUCUCGUAAGCAGGCCAAGUAUUCAAAUAACCAUUAUUAAUACUUUUUGCGUUGUUUUAACCCCUUGCUGUACGAUUUAAUUUCCAACAGCACGGCCCAAAACGAGCACUUCGAGUCGUUCCGCUACUCUGCUGAGUGUGGGUAUCUAACAUGGGUGCCCUAUGAUGAGCAAAUACAUGUUGUGUUUAAAAUAAAAACGAAGGAGUUAUUACUACGUACUAACUCGUUCGUUUUUAUUUUAAUUAUAAUAUUCAAAUUAUAUUUUAUAUUUUUAGCUCAUUCAAUUUUUUUUUUAAAUAACGGAAAUUUGAUAAUCUUCAGUUGUCGGUAUCCUCAUCAUAUGCCUGAAGCUAUGUAAUUAUUUCACAUCGAGAAACAACGAGUGAAGUUCAAUGUUGUACGUGAAGGGGUUAAGGAAGUUCCAUAAA